Cuscuta epithymum is the source of this 1677-nucleotide messenger RNA. The record is from the annotation of a GenBank genome assembly. NCBI's taxonomy places the organism in Eukaryota, Viridiplantae, Streptophyta, Magnoliopsida, Solanales, Convolvulaceae.
UUUCAAUCAGAAUUUCAUAAAUUUCGACAGAUCUAGAUAAAAUAAUUUUCUCAUUGUCAAAGACCAGUCAAAUAGGUAACAUAUGGAGGCAUUUUUAUGUACUCAUACUUCUAUUAUAGUAUCUACUCUAUACUUUUAUCGAGGCAUUAGUGCAUUACAAAUAAAGCAGGGAAAAAAAACAAAAGCCGUUAAAAAAGAAAUAGAGCAAACAUUAAAAACUCUUUUGCCUAAAACAAAUAUUCAGCCAUUAAAAAGCCAAGGGGACUAUGAAUGCCCAAUUGCCAAAUGUGAACUCGAAGUUGGUUCGUGAGGGAAAAUGACUUUUCCGCCUCUAUCCUUGAAAAUGAGCAUUCACUCUUCAGAUUCUGCUUGCCCUUGAGAUAUAGGAUUUGGAUUGUAUCUUCGUUGCAGGAUUUCAAAAGACAUUAUAACAUCUUUUUUCUUGUUUCAAUUUUUGUUUUAUAUAGUAAAACUACCUGCUAUGGAGGUGAAAGACAGAAUCAGUGGACUUCCUCUGGACAUACUUGCCCACAUUUUGGGAUUAUUGCGGAUUGAAGAAGCUGCUAAAUCUGCCAUUUUGUGUACGAGUUUGAGAGAUGCUUGGUUAAGUCUUACCCACCUCAACUUUGAUAGUCAUUUCUUCAAAUACAUUCUGGACCGUUAUAUAGCAGAGUCAAGUCAAUUACUAAAGUCUGUAAUCAACACAAUCAUCAUUAAACGCAACGGCCCUAUUCGAAAAUUUGUGUUUGAUAUUAACUUCCCAAGACGACGUAAAGAUAAGUCUAGGUGGUUGGCCUUUGAUGAAUGGUUAUAUUGUCUAACCCAGAAUGGUGUUGAAGAAAUGCACCUCUCUUUUGGCCUACAUACGGCAUACAUUUUGCCAGAUUGCAUAUUUUCUUGCCCGACAUUAAAGACGUUGCAUCUUUCGGGAGUCUGUUUUGAACAAGUUAGCACCCCUUGCAUAUUCCCAAAUGUUACUUCACUUUUCUUAGAAAACAUCCGGUUUGAUCACAGAAAAUGUUCUGCUGCUGAACUUCCUAUGCUCAGGAAUCUAACUUGUGAAAGCAUUUCUGGUUUUAACUUUACUGCCCCAAAGCUUAGAAGUUUGAGAUUUCGUGCUCCUAAGUAUGACAUUGCUGGAAGAAACCCGUUUCUCAUUCUUCCAGUUAAGUUAGACUUGAGAACUGUACACUCUCUUCAUCUUGAAACAAUUGACCUUGAGAGGUUUGUUAGAGAGUUAUCUUGGGUGGGACAAGAACAAACCACACUCAAUGUGGAACACCUGCAGCUACGCUUGUAUGACGAGUAUUCAGAUAACAUAUCGAUGUGCUUUCACUUGUUGCAGAUGUGCCCAAUGUUGAUCAAACUUGAGAUACAUUUAACAUUCGGGGCAGGGUUUGCAAGUGCAGAAGAACUAUUGGAGCUCCCUGAGCAUACUUUGGCCCAAACAUUCGAUACAAUUCGGGAUUUAAGUAUUGUUUGCUGGUUUCAAGGGACAAUUCCUGAAAUGAUAUUCUUCAAAUGGCUACUUCGCCGCUUUCCGGCACUUCAGAAGGUUUUAUUUUUUCCAAAUUAUAUGUAUUCGGGACAGAACCUAUCUCAAGAUAUGGAGACACUUUUGUGCUUUCUCCAUGCAGAUAGAGAAGUAGAAGUUUCUUAUUGCAUUUUCAAUGAAGC